Messenger RNA from Mycotypha africana, 1119 nucleotides. Its product is annotated as linker histone H1 and H5 family-domain-containing protein. Gene Ontology annotation, biological process: nucleosome assembly. The record is from RefSeq and is a predicted model, not a curated record. Gene Ontology annotation, cellular component: nucleosome. The coding region runs from base 65 to 730 and encodes 221 amino acids. The transcript has 4 exons. Lineage: Eukaryota; Fungi; Mucoromycota; Mucoromycetes; Mucorales; Mycotyphaceae. Gene Ontology annotation, molecular function: structural constituent of chromatin; DNA binding.
UUUUUUUUUUUUUCUAUUUCUUUUUUUACUUUUUAAACAUUUUAUCUAUUACUCUAUUAUAACAAUGGCUGCCUCAACCGCUACUGCCUCUGCUCCCAAGAAGACUGCUUCCAAGAAAGCUGAUCAUCCUACUUAUGAAGUUAUGAUUGCUGAUGCCAUCGCUGCUUUGAAAGAAAGAAGAGGUUCUUCUAGACCUGCUGUCAAGAAGUACAUCUUGGCCAACUUUAAGGUGAAUCCUGGUGCUCACUUUGACUCUCAAAUUGCUGCUGCUAUCAAGCGUGGUCAAACAAAGGGUAUCUUUACUCUUCCUAAAGGUCUUUCUGGUACCAUUAAAUUGAACAAGGCCAAGAAGGAUACUGAAAAGAAGCCUGCUGCUACCAAGAAGACGGCCGCUGCCAAGAAGGCUGCUGCUACCAAGAAGGCUACCUCUGAAAAGAAGACAGCUGCUGUCAAGAAGGCGGCUGCUGCCUCUCCUGCAAAUAAGAAAUCUACUACCGAGAAAAAGACCACGACGACUGCCAAGGCUCCUGCCAAGAAGACUGCAGCUGCUGCUAAGAAGACCACGACGGCCAAGAAGCCUGCUACUAAGAAAUCCACGACUGAAAAGGCUGGUGUUAAGGCUCCUGCUAAGAAGGCUGCUGCCACAAAGAAGGCCGCGGCUGCUCCCAAGAAGGCUGCUGCUACUAAGAAGGCUACCACUACCAAGAGAGCCGCUGCCUCCAAGGCUUAAAUCAUCUUUUAUUUUAUUUUUUCUUAAGCAAGAUCCCUUUUUUAAUUCCUUUCAUUGGUUUUCUCCCUCAUUUACCCUUUUUUCUUUUUUUCGUCGUCUUCUUUCUUUACCCCCCUUCCUUCUUCUUUAUUUCUGUAGUAUAACGAAGGGGCUUUCAUUUUUUUUCUCUUAAUUGUACAGUUCAUCAUUGUUUUUAAUUCUAACUUUCUUUUUUCAAACAGCCCAAAAAAACAUGAUUUCUUUCUAUAUCCUUACGAUUAUUGAUGAUUGAAAAAAAAAAAUUUUUUUUUUAUCAAUAAAUCGUUUUGACACAUUUGUUAUAUCCUCGAAUGAGAAGAAAAAAAAAAAAAAAACUGCGCGCACACUUUUUGACGCGCUUCCCUUCCAUC